Molecule: messenger RNA, 2498 nt
Organism: Hyalella azteca
Lineage: Eukaryota; Metazoa; Arthropoda; Malacostraca; Amphipoda; Hyalellidae
Gene: Dd
Product: CTD nuclear envelope phosphatase 1
Exons: 6
Coding region: 153-929 (258 amino acids)
Molecular function (GO): protein serine/threonine phosphatase activity
Source: RefSeq, a predicted model, not a curated record
AACUUAGGAGCUGGUCCACUUACUCCACUAGACUAGAGUUUUCUGUGCUCAAUCUGUGAAGUUACACUGUGAUUUUGAAUAAUAUUUGAAUGAUGAUCACUUGAGUAAUUUGAAUCAGAAAUUUUAUUGCGACAGCUGGAAAUAAAUACCAGAUGGUUCGAUCUCUGGUUUCGAAGCAACCCAAAAGCUCUGCUCAAAUGUGGAAGCAAGUGCAGAUGGGAGUGCGGGCAUUUAUACUCUUCACUCAGAAGAUUUGGGGGUUUAUUUGUUAUGUCAUAAGAAAACAGUUUAGAGUGGUGCUACAGCAUCAGGCAGUGAAGUACCAAGUGCUGCCACUAUCUCCUCUCUCCCGUCACAGACUUAGUUUAGUGAAGCGCAAGGUGUUGGUGCUGGACUUGGACGAGACCCUGAUCCACUCCCACCAUGACGGCGUUUUGCGACAGAUGGUCAAGCCAGGCACGCCGCCUGACUUUGUUCUUAAAGUCACCAUUGAACGGCAUCCUGUCAGAUUUUUUGUCCACAAAAGACCACAUGUGGAUUAUUUUCUUCAAAUUGUGUCGCAGUGGUAUGAGUUAGUUGUGUUCACUGCUAGCAUGGAAAUCUAUGGUGCUGCAGUAGCAGAUAAGUUGGAUGCUGGCCGAGGACUACUGCAGCGUCGCUACUACCGCCAGCACUGCACGCUGGACUAUGGCUCCUACACAAAGGACCUCUCUGCAAUAUGUCCUGAUCUCUCCUCUGUCUUCAUAUUAGACAAUUCUCCAGGAGCAUACAGGGCUUAUCGAGAUAACGCAAUUCCGAUCAAGUCGUGGUUCAGCGACCCGCUGGACACGUCGCUGUUGAACCUCCUGCCCGUGCUGGACGCCUUGCGCUUCACGGCGGACGUGCGCAGCGUCCUGUCGCGAAACCUCCACCUCCACAGACUCUGGUAAACGCUGUCCCCGCCCUGUUCAAUGCCGCGGCAGCAGCUGUGAAGCGUGAAUAGUACUGUACUUACUGUAAAGAGUGUACAGUCAGAAAAAUCUUGCACUUCGUACUUGUACAGUACUGUGCUUGCUGUUAAGUGUGUACAGUACGACGAAACCUGCAUUGCAUAUUGCAUCUUCCCACCUUCAUGUAGCAUGGCCGGUGGAAUUGGGCCAGUGGGCCAAACGUUAUUCAGCAACGUCAAGUCCAUGACUUAAUAUCCUGAUGCCAUCAGAGAUGGAUUUAUGUACAACUUUUAUUUCUGAAGCAUUUCUAAUUCCGGCGUGUCUAAAAAGCGUUCCUUUGAAACGGAAAUUAGGGUUAGAAAGAGAUUGGCAGCAAGACGGUGCUAUCGUAGAUAGCAGUUGCUCAUAACUCAUGAUGAUUAGUAUGGAACUAUUAUGAUGAUUUGUUGUAAGAUAACUUUUGUUAUGACUUGAGCUGCUUUACUGGAUGUCAAUGUUUGAAAUUGAGAUAUUCACUUAUUUUACCACAAGAAUCAGCACUGUUAGACAGAUUGUAUAAUAAGAGCUACAAAAUUCGUGCAGUUUGCCUUUUCUUCUGUUCCGUAUGCCGCGAUCUGAGGGAUUGAUGAAUGAAAGGUUUGAAAAAACCAAAGGUUCAAUAUCUGAGAUGACGACGUGGAGACUUCAAAGUUAUCCCGGCUUAAAAUAUUUAAUGCUGUUGAAAAAUAGGCUCACCUGCGAUUGUUAGAUUCAGUGCUUAGCCCAAAUGUGAUGGGAAGGGGUUUUGGGAAACUGUGAACAGAGAUUGCAAAUUCUGUAUAAAAAUUCUGUUUUAAAAUACUCCGCUAGUUGAAUGCUGAUGGAUGAUUGUAAUUAGUUGGGAGUGUCCCCCAUCUCUCGUGUUUCUUUGAUCCACGCUGUACGUCUUAAAGACGUGUCCAGGAGUAAAGUGCAAACGACUCUAAAAUAAUCAAAUUUUGUUAUCUGUGUCAACCUUGAGACGUUUGUUAUGAUCUAACUGUUAAUUUGUUUUGCAAUUGACUUAAUUAUGCUGUUGCCGAGGCAAAUAAGCAUCUUAUGACGCAUGACCAACUUCUUAUUCUGGACGCAUGACCAGCGUCUUAUAUAUAUCAGCUUCUUAUUCUAGAACGCUGAAGUGUGCCCGGAAUAUGUUUCGUUGCGGUUAGAUAUUAGGCACGGCACUCCUGCUCAUCUGAACUUCUGCAAAGAACAUUGGGUGUGGCCUGGCCUCUCGUGUGCUGACUAGUCUGUCGUGUCGUGCAGCUCUAAAGCCAGCAGAAUUUCAUCAGGGUAAAGCCAGCAGUAAUUUCCUUUUUCUCGCCAAGUAUUGUUUUUGGUGAUCAUUGCGAUUCUCCACUGCAAUCAGCCUCAUUCACCUCACCCUAUGUCCAUUCACUGAAGGGCUAAGAUAAGCCUUAAAGGCUCAGAUUGAGACCCGCGAGCCCUCAGGCAGGCUCGGCUAGGAUGCCCGAUGCGAUUCUAUCACUACGUUGAUUCAUUAUAACUCCGCUCGUAAAUGAAAUAUCAGUCUGAAAUUUUUCACUCCUA